AUGUUAACCAAUGAUAGUGUUCUUAUACUUGCUUUACGUAAUGCUCGUGUUGGCUAUUUUAAUGGCAAGGUUGUAAACAUAACAGCUGCAACAUUACAUAUUAAUCCACCUUUUCUAGAGGCAGAACCUAUAAUACUAAGAGGAAAUGACCCUUUGGUUACUCCAUUUUUUUCUCCAGCAACUACCCACAUUGAUGGCAAAUAUACUAGAAUGACUAUUUUAUCAAUCCGCGAGCAUAUGAGUGUUAAACUAGAAACUAUUCAAACCACUUUACUAGUUGUUCUACAUUUUGUAAACAUAACAGAUAAAACUUUUUGUUACGCAGCUUGCCCACUAACAGUAAAUGAAAAGCCUUGUAAAAAAAAAUGCACUCAACAGGUUGAUGAUUCAUGGUUCUGUCCUAGAUGUGAAAUGACCAUGGCAGAGUCCAAUUAUAGUUACCUUUUACCAGUAAAGUUACAAGAUGCAAUAGGUACUGUUUGGACCACUGCAUUUGAUGACAUUGGAACUCAAUUGAUAAAGAAAACUACAAAAGAGCUUUGUGCACUGGAAAAUGAUGCCACAACAACAGAAACACCUUGCUUUGUGAUUAAAAAGCUUGUCUCACAUCACUACUCAUUCACACCGUUGGUUUCUACUGACACGUACAACUCUGGAUCAAAGAUGAAAGUCACGAUCAACAAAGUCUCCUCUAUUGACUAUAAAUCUGAGUGUGAUGCAUUACUUGCAGAGAUUGGUUGCUUAUCUACACAGGCUUAG
Messenger RNA from Cryptomeria japonica (Japanese cedar), 759 nucleotides. Its product is annotated as replication protein A 70 kDa DNA-binding subunit A-like. The transcript has a single exon. NCBI's taxonomy places the organism in Eukaryota, Viridiplantae, Streptophyta, Pinopsida, Cupressales, Cupressaceae. The coding region runs from base 1 to 759 and encodes 252 amino acids. The record is from RefSeq and is a predicted model, not a curated record.